Messenger RNA from Schistosoma haematobium, 228 nucleotides. RefSeq lists its product as uncharacterized. The transcript has 3 exons. The record is from RefSeq and is a predicted model, not a curated record. The coding region runs from base 1 to 228 and encodes 75 amino acids. Lineage: Eukaryota; Metazoa; Platyhelminthes; Trematoda; Strigeidida; Schistosomatidae.
AUGAAAGUUAAUAACUGCCGUGUUAAGAACCCAGAUGUGAAUGGUUUGAGUACACAAACUACAGAAGAAACUGAUCAACACUCGAACAUGACUACUGAAGAGAAUCUAGAGAAGAAAUCAUCUCGGUACUUGUAUAUAGUGAUUCCUUUGAUCAUCACUUUCUUUGUUGUAUGUGUUGGUUUUGUUAUUUGGAAACGGCUACAUAAAAGAAACAGAAGUGAAGAAUGA